AAUGGAUCACACAGCAUGUUAGGUGAUAUUCAAUUAACCAAACGUUUAGUUAUUAUAGCUUUGGUUCUUGGCAUUAUUUAUAUUUUAAAAGAAUACGUGUUUGUUUACCCAUUAUGACUCAGCACAGGGUAGCGUAUUUUUAUAACGCCGAUGUUGGUAAUUUUCACUAUGGCCCCGGCCAUCCGAUGAAACCACACAGAUUGUCUGUUACACACAGCUUGGUAUUAAACUAUGGACUUCACAAAAAAAUGCAAAUCUACAGACCCUACAGGGCUAGCGCUCACGAUAUGUGCCGCUUUCACAGUGAAGAUUAUAUAGAAUUCCUGCAAAACGUCACCCCACAGAAUAUUCAAAGUUAUUCAAAGGACUUGCUCCACUACAAUGUUGGUGAUGAUUGCCCUGUCUUUGAAGGGCUCUUUGAUUUUUGUUCUAUGUAUACGGGAGCCUCUUUAGAGGGUGCAAUGAAACUGAAUAAUAAUGCAUGUGAUAUAGCCAUUAAUUGGUCAGGAGGAUUACACCAUGCUAAGAAGUUUGAGCCCUCUGGUUUUUGCUAUGUGAAUGAUAUAGUGAUAGCCAUAUUGGAACUACUGAAGUACCACCCUCGUGUUUUAUAUAUUGAUAUAGAUGUUCACCAUGGUGAUGGUGUGCAAGAAGCAUUCUACUUAACUGAUAGAGUAAUGACAGUCAGUUUCCACAAAUAUGGGAAUUAUUUCUUCCCCGGUACGGGAGAUAUGUAUGAAAUAGGUGCUGAAAGUGGCAGAUACUACUCUGUGAAUGUACCCCUAAAAGAAGGAAUAGAUGACCAGAGUUAUGUUCAGGCAUUUAAACCAGUGAUAUCGAAUGUAAUGGAGUUCUACCGUCCGACCGCGAUAGUGUUGCAGUGUGGCGCGGAUUCGUUGGCUGGGGACCGACUUGGUUGCUUCUCGCUGUCCACCCGUGGCCACGGAGAGUGCGUCAAGUUCGUGAAGAAUCUAAACGUACCUACUUUAGUAGUCGGCGGAGGAGGCUAUACAUUAAGAAACGUGGCGCGGUGUUGGACGUACGAGACGUCGUUACUUGUUGACGAGAACAUAUCAAAUGAACUGCCCUAUACUGAGUAUUUGGAAUUUUUCGCACCCGAUUUCCAAUUGCAUCCAGAAAUUAGCAGUACGAACAACGCGAACAGUAAACAGUACUUGGAGGCUAUAACGAAGCACGUAUAUGACAACUUGAAGAUGUGCCAGCAUUCGCCUGCCGUUCAGAUGACGCAUGUGCCAGGUGACUUCUUCCCCGACGAGUAUAAAAUAAAAGAUGAGCUAGAUCCAGAUAUUCGGAUUUGCAAAGAGGAAGCUGAUAUGAUGGUGGAACCCAAGAAUGAGUUCUAUGAUGACGAAAAAGACAACGACAAGGAUUCAACUAUAGAGAUGAAGGAACCAUAGCAUACAAAUGGCCUGACUGACCCUCUGGCCAUAUGACAUGAGACAAUAUUUAAGAAAUAUAAAAAAAAGUUUGUGAUAUAAGUGGACAUUUUUGUGCAUGUGAAUUUUAUGUGGACUGAUUUUAAUUAUAAGAUGUGAUAGUGUUUCUUUUCUUAUCGAUAAUGGGAUGAUGAAAUGGUGGAACACUAGUGAAGAAUUUUGGGUAGGCCAUCUUGGCGUUUCAACAAGCAAUUAACCAGGAAGAUUUCAGGGAGGAUUGCAUGGAGGUUGACCUUGAUUAAACUACAUGGCUAGUAAUUGGCCCACUACUAAUACUAUCUGCCGCCCUAGUGAUAGUGGUUUCCUUAUACAUUUUUUUAGUUAUAGAAAUGCAUUAGAACCUUUUUUGCAUGGUAUUGAAAUUAAAUUUAAAGAAUAAUAAUCCAACCAGAGUAAUGCUCAUGAUACUGAAAUUAAAAAAUCGAAAUUCGAUUAAUGAUAAAACGUUUCCCUUGCUUUGGAAUUUGUAUAUAGGUGUUUAAAUUUUUUAUAUCUAUGUACUAGACUUUAUUUAACUAUUUAAUUAUUAUUUUCCUCUUUCACGACAACUGAGUGCGAGGCGAGGCACUGUAGCGUCUGCAAAGGACACUUUCGGAUGAUGUCGAAACAACUCCAUGGUAUACAGUUAUAAAAUAUUAGAUUUCAUAAUUAUUCUCAAUUUCCCGCUUUGGGAGUUAUCAAUUUCUAUGAGUAGUACUAUCUGGCGUUCAGCUUAGUAAACCCUUUGCAAUUGACCCUAUAUUAAGUGCUAAGGUUUCUACUGCAUUCAAUGUAUAGUAAAUAAUUAGAGUUAAUUGGUUGUUGUAAACUGUAUAUAUAGUUACAUAUAAAAGAAUAACAUUAAUGUAAGGACUGCUAUAACGAGGCAGGCUGCUUGACAUAAUUAUUACUAGAUCUGCAUAGUGACUUCGUAUCAGGACCGAAUUGAAAUGCAUCGAUUAAAGAUGACAUAUUUCACAUGUCAAGUUUGUGGUCGACAACAUUGACAUUAUUGUCUAUGGAGAAUCUGUUUACGUCCGUCUACCUGUGAUCACGUGGAAGCGGCUGCGCCGCUUUUAGUGUCAUUUUAUAGAUUGAAUAGUAAUAAGAGUAAAAUUGAAUUUUUUUAAAGAUUAUUUGUUAAAUCAAGUGCACCACGGCUGGGCCGAUUUUAGUAAUAUUUCUAUAAUGUUAUAGAUAAGUAGCUUUUUAUAUUUAUAGAAUAUAGUAAUAUAAACUAGAACAAGAAAUAUCUGAUUAUACAUAAUAAAUAUUUAUAUCUUUUAAAAUAAUAACGUGGUCUCGGCGCGACGGCUUAGCACACCGCAUUAUUUUCCGUGGUUGUGAGUUCGAUACUCGUUGGAUUCAAACAUUUGUAUUCAUUACUUUCAUAGCGCUAUGUGAAAUAUAAUGGUUAAAGAAUAUUGUAAUGUAUUCCUGUCAUAUCAAUUGAAAAUAAAUUACAUAUAUUCUAUGUCAAUAGAUCUUAUAGAAAAUGUAUGUAUCUUAAAAAUUGUCUUAUGAGCACUCACUAAAUGGAAAUAAUAACUCAUUUAUCCGAAUGUUCUAACUACAUAUAUCACUAAUUUAUAUUUAUUAGUAUCGAAUACAAUUUAGAAAGUGAACUUUCUAAAUUGUAUUCGACAAUUUUUAAGCGAAAAUUGCGACCAAAAAGAAAAACUAUAUAUACAGGCAGUGGCGUAGCUAACUAGGAGCUAGGACGGGCAGUGCCCCGGGGCCCUCGAACCCUUACCAGAAAAUCUCGAGCUGAACUUUUGAAAAUUUCUCCCAUUUUCAAAAUAAAUAUAACAGGUUGCAACCCGACUUUAAUCAUGGCAACUCAGUUGAGAGAAAUUCGAAAGUUAUACCUUCGGAAUUCCCCUAAAUUAUUUUUGUGGGUUGGCAGUGUUGUUAAUUUGACGGAUAGCGAUA
This is a messenger RNA of Achroia grisella, 3368 nucleotides long. It is a transcript of the gene HDAC3, whose product is annotated as histone deacetylase 3. Gene Ontology annotation, molecular function: histone deacetylase activity. The coding region runs from base 114 to 1418 and encodes 434 amino acids. The transcript is spliced from 7 exons. The record is from RefSeq and is a predicted model, not a curated record. Lineage: Eukaryota; Metazoa; Arthropoda; Insecta; Lepidoptera; Pyralidae.